This is a messenger RNA of Diprion similis, 1480 nucleotides long. RefSeq lists its product as uncharacterized. NCBI's taxonomy places the organism in Eukaryota, Metazoa, Arthropoda, Insecta, Hymenoptera, Diprionidae. The transcript has 5 exons. The record is from RefSeq and is a predicted model, not a curated record. Bases 28 to 1341 code for a protein of 437 amino acids.
CCAAAGUUUAGUCCGACGUGUUUUGUUAUGGAGGCGAAGGCAGUCAUCUGUCUGCUCUGUGUCUGUGUUCGGAUCAUCUCCAGCGAUCACGAGAGUCUGGAGAAGACCGCAGCGGUUGUUGAAACGGAUUCUUCAGAAGUCGACUUCAAGCGUCUCGAGAAUGAAUAUGCAGUGGGUAACGUAUCGGAGAGGAUUCAAGUCUCCGAUUCGAACUCAUCGAGGUCGGAAACCCCCGUAGAAAUAUCCACGGAUACGUCACUGACGCCGAAAACGGACGGUGCGAAGGAAUUCAAGCCGAGCGUACAUCUCGGAGAGAUCGAGGAAUUCGAAUCAGGGAACUCGAGUCCCUUCAACAAGCCGAAUCACUUGAAAUUUGAAAACUUUUUAUCGGUCCAAUCGGAGACUCAGGAUUGGCAAAAAAAUCCGUCGAGAAAAAACGAGACGAACAAUUUGAGCCAGAAUUAUUACAACUAUAACGAAAACUCUCCGCCCUCGGAACCGGGCUUCUUUCCGUCUGCGAUCGCCGGUCAAAAUCAAUAUUUUCGACCACCUAUCGUCACCGGCGGGGCUUCUUUCGGCCAUUCGAACCCGUCGUAUCAGGCCAAAAAUAUUCCGAAAUUAUUUCAAAGUUCGCCGCUGCUAUCACCGCCGUUUCAGAGGCCUGAUUAUUCCCUGAAUUCCCCCGAUAAAACCUCGUGGUUCGAAAAUCCGCCGUCCCGCGAUAUUUCACAACAGUUCGAAUAUCCGUCGUCUUUGUACCGUGACGAGGUGAAUUUCGUGACGCCCUUUGACGGGGGUAAAAAUUUCGAAUAUGAAAAACCACCGCCAAGUUUCGACGCUGGUGAGUUUCCGGUUGUGAAAAGCCAUAGAUUUCCAUAUAAGUUUUAUCAGGAAGCUUCACACUUUUCGAACAGCAACUUUGAAUACCUUCCGGAUGAUCCAGUUGUUCACACUUUACCCAGGGAACGAAGAGUGUCACCAUGGAAGAAAAUCGUGCAUCUAAUAGGCACGAUUUUACCGUUUGGUCUUCUUCUCGCAACGCUGUCACCGAAUAUUGUUCAGAUUGGCAAUUCCACAGAAUCGUCUAUACCUCUGUCAAAAUUGAAAGACAUCAAUUUACCACCAGAGCACAAGAGCUUGCGAAUGGAAGAACUGAUUUCCUGUGAGGAUAAAAAUAUCUGCGAAAUGAUAUUGGCCGGAAGUAAACCGAAGUCUAACAUGUUGCAAAAUAUUUUAUGGAACUUCGUGAUGAGGACGUCUGAAGAAACAGCAAAGCAUAACGGACUGCGUGAAUUGUUCCAGUCAGUUAAGAAGAGGGAUUGUAAUUUGAUAACUUGUUAAACUCGUCGGUGGCAGGCCUGGAAUCUCGGAAUGAAUCAAGUGGCCGACAACGAUUAGAAUUAGAAGCAACUAGAAAAACGGGGAGGGGUAAUACUAUUAUAUUUUUUUCAAAAUAAACCUCAUAUAAGUAUAAUAUUAA